This is a messenger RNA of Musa acuminata AAA Group (dessert banana), 10496 nucleotides long. RefSeq lists its product as uncharacterized. Lineage: Eukaryota; Viridiplantae; Streptophyta; Magnoliopsida; Zingiberales; Musaceae. Bases 1 to 408 code for a protein of 135 amino acids. The record is from RefSeq and is a predicted model, not a curated record. The transcript has 20 exons.
AUGGCCAAUGCCAAACCAAUGUCUGACGACCGGACUUCGUGGGUUUUCCAGUAUCGAUAUCUCAGCGUGCCUCUUCUAGCUGUGGCAUGCCUCAGCGAGAUGUCAUACUGUGCCCAUGAGAGAAAGAUGGGUGUGAUACCGAUUCCAUUCAUUGUCGGGUUUACUCUUGCUGGGGUUCUUAAGAAUACAGCGGAGGAGGUUCUGUCAGAUCUCAAGGAAGAAGGGUUUCCCUGGUAUUUGUUUCUGAUUGUGAGCUUCUUCACAUUACUCAAAUUGCCUGGCCCAUAUUAUCCAUACUGGGGCCGGUUAUUGAUUCCUCACUUUGCUAAUGGUGGUCUUUGGAGGACUGUUUGGCUAAUAUUUAUGUGGUAUAAAGGGCCUAAUGUGACACCUGAAGCUUCCGUAUAGGCUGUUGUUUAUAGAUGGAUGCCUUAUCUCUGUAUGGUGUUAGGAACAGGAGGGGUUUCAUCAAAGAAAACAGUGGGAUGCAUCUUCAAAACUUUUCUAUAAUCCAUGAGAAUGGAAAAUUAUGUCCAAGUGUAACUCUAACUUCUCAAACAUUUCAUUUCAUUAGACUGAACUGUCGAAUUACUUUCUGGUCUUUCUGCAUAGCAGUACUAAACUACUAAAUUUCUCAGUUAUAGAGUUCUAAUGUUGAAAUAUUGAGCUAAUUUUCUAAUCAGCGCUUUAAGGAUGCUUAGAUAGAUCAUUGGCUGUUAUGCAAGAUAAAUGCAUUUUAGGUGCAGCUUUAGCAGGAAAAGUGCUCAAGACCAAUUGUUGAUGAUAACUGACAAUUUUCUCUGUUGGAAAUCUUGGUUUAUGACGAAACGAGCAACAAUAGUAAAUGUAUUUUAGCUCUGUUUGGUUGCUAAAAGAUGGUGGUUUGUUUUGCAUCGUUCGGCUGCUGAAAUGGAGUUGGUCGAGGAGAACCAGAGACCACUGGUUAAAUUUUGAGGUAGUAUUUCAGAGAGCACGAGAAAGAGUUCAAGUAUUUGGAUAACUUGUCCAAAUAUUUGUGCUGUCUCGAAGCUUCCCUGUCAUUUCCUCUGUUUCACAGGGGCAGAACCUAUUGACAACUUGUCAUCAAAUAUGAUGCAGAUGAUGAAUGGUGAUUAUGUAGCUCUUGUUUUCAUAGUUCAAAAAAGCUACGCAUGAUUUGUGUUUGGCAAAGUUCACCGGUGGUGUCAGAUUCUUGUUUGGUUGUCCAUUUGCGAUGCCAUCAUAGCAAGGGAUCAAAGGACAGGCUGUUGCGUUUCUGGCCCUAGUCCAAGAUGCAUCGAUGAGGGAGCAUGCGGAAGUCGGUCCAUGUGAAGUGGGACCUCAUGGAAACCAUCAGCAGCUUCUUUGAUCCCAAUUGGAUACAAUCUUGGAUAUCAUCGUCGCUGCAGUCCGAAGAAGGAAACCAUCAGUUUGAACUAAGUGGGAGGACAGGAACUUGGAGACUGACUCUACUUUUUCCGGAUUCAACAGCUACUACGAACUCCAAUUCAUCAUGCAGUCUCGUCAUCAUCAUCAUCAUCAUCAUGAUGCACCAUAUUCACAUUGAUCGGAGAGCAAGUGAUCUCAGCUGCCUAAUGUUUAUAAUGGAUUGGGCAUUUGCCUUUGGAAAUUCUUGCUUACGCUGGAACACGAAGCUAAUGCUCUGCUGGAAAGUCGAAUACUUGGAUGUUUCUGCAUUGUGUCAUGAAUCAGAAAGAGGAAAUUAGCAUCCAUGACCGGGACAGUGAUAAACCUGGAGCAUAAUACUUAUAUAUGACUAGUGGUGGGAUCGAUCCGAGUGACAUUUGAACCUUGAGAAGGCCAUCGUUGUUGUUAGUUGUGACUCUGUCUGUACAUGGAUACACCUCCUCGGAGGACAUGGAAAUUUGACAUGAAAGGAUAAGCUGUGAAAGCUUGUUAGGAAGCUACCGUUUCUUAUUGAAAAACUAGAUUCAAUUAUUAUCAGUGUUCUCGCUUGUCAUCAAAUAUGAUGCAGAUGAUGAAUGGUGGUCAAAAAAGCUACGCAUGAUUUGUGUUUGGCAAAGUUCACCGGUGGUGUCAGAUUCUUGUUUGGUUGUCCAUUUGCGAUGCCAUCAUAGCAAGGGAUCAAAGGACAGGCUGUUGCGUUUCUGGCCCUAGUCCAAGAUGCAUCGAUGAGGGAGCAUGCGGAAGUCGGUCCAUGUGAAGUGGGACCUCAUGGAAACCAUCAGCAGCUUCUUUGAUCCCAAUUGGAUACAAUCUUGGAUAUCAUCGUCGCUGCAGUCCGAAGAAGGAAACCAUCAGUUUGAACUAAGUGGGAGGACAGGAACUUGGAGACUGACUCUACUUUUUCCGGAUUCAACAGCUACUACGAACUCCAAUUCAUCAUGCAGUCUCGUCAUCAUCAUCAUCAUCAUCAUGAUGCACCAUAUUCACAUUGAUCGGAGAGCAAGUGAUCUCAGCUGCCUAAUGUUUAUAAUGGAUUGGGCAUUUGCCUUUGGAAAUUCUUGCUUACGCUGGAACACGAAGCUAAUGCUCUGCUGGAAAGUCGAAUACUUGGAUGUUUCUGCAUUGUGUCAUGAAUCAGAAAGAGGAAAUUAGCAUCCAUGACCGGGACAGUGAUAAACCUGGAGCAUAAUACUUAUAUAUGACUAGUGGUGGGAUCGAUCCGAGUGACAUUUGAACCUUGAGAAGGCCAUCGUUGUUGUUAGUUGUGACUCUGUCUGUACAUGGAUACACCUCCUCGGAGGACAUGGAAAUUUGACAUGAAAGGAUAAGCUGUGAAAGCUUGUUAGGAAGCUACCGUUUCUUAUUGAAAAACUAGAUUCAAUUAUUAUCAGUGUUCUCGCUUGUCAUCAAAUAUGAUGCAGAUGAUGAAUGGUGGUAAGCUCAGAAUUAAGCGAACUCUUUGUUCGGUGUCUCCAACUUUGUCUGUUAAAUACCAACUGCUUGUCAUCUUUUCUAAAUUCAAUAUGUUCUGCUCAUAUUUAUGAACCAACUUUGUCUGUUAAAUACCAACUGCUUGUCAUCUUUUCUAAAUUCAAUAUGUUCUGCUCAUAUUUAUGAACCUUUGAAAUUCUUGUGCACCGAAAAUUAACAUAUUUGUAUUGGUAGCUGCAGCAAAAUAGAAUCUGAUUAAAUUUUAAAGCAAGAUUAGAAAAGAAUUUUAUUCUCUGCUUUUUUUUUUUUCAGAUAUUGUUGUAGACACACUAGUUACUAGUUCCAUUAUUUAGGAAGAUUGUGAAUUUAUCAAUCCAUUAUCUUUGCAUUAAAUUUCAUUUUUCAUUAUCAUCAGUGUUCUCGCUUGCAAUAUUUCCCAUUUAUGCUUUGCUUGAAAGCUUGUUAGGAAGCUACCGUUUCUUAUUGAAAAACUAGAUUCAAUUAUUAUGGCCCAUGAAAAAGUACAAAUUUGACACAAAAUGUAGUAUAUGGUUUGUAUAUAACCUUCAGCAUGUUUCAGCAUCUUUCGUAGUAAAAUAUAGAUCCAUCUUGUAACUUACUCGGAAUGUCUCAGAUUAUGUAGCUCUUGUUUUCAUAGUUCAAAAAAGCUACGCAUGAUUUGUGUUUGGCAAAGUUCACCGGUGGUGUCAGAUUCUUGUUUGGUUGUCCAUUUGCGAUGCCAUCAUAGCAAGGGAUCAAAGGACAGGCUGUUGCGUUUCUGGCCCUAGUCCAAGAUGCAUCGAUGAGGGAGCAUGCGGAAGUCGGUCCAUGUGAAGUGGGACCUCAUGGAAACCAUCAGCAGCUUCUUUGAUCCCAAUUGGAUACAAUCUUGGAUAUCAUCGUCGCUGCAGUCCGAAGAAGGAAACCAUCAGUUUGAACUAAGUGGGAGGACAGGAACUUGGAGACUGACUCUACUUUUUCCGGAUUCAACAGCUACUACGAACUCCAAUUCAUCAUGCAGUCUCGUCAUCAUCAUCAUCAUCAUCAUGAUGCACCAUAUUCACAUUGAUCGGAGAGCAAGUGAUCUCAGCUGCCUAAUGUUUAUAAUGGAUUGGGCAUUUGCCUUUGGAAAUUCUUGCUUACGCUGGAACACGAAGCUAAUGCUCUGCUGGAAAGUCGAAUACUUGGAUGUUUCUGCAUUGUGUCAUGAAUCAGAAAGAGGAAAUUAGCAUCCAUGACCGGGACAGUGAUAAACCUGGAGCAUAAUACUUAUAUAUGACUAGUGGUGGGAUCGAUCCGAGUGACAUUUGAACCUUGAGAAGGCCAUCGUUGUUGUUAGUUGUGACUCUGUCUGUACAUGGAUACACCUCCUCGGAGGACAUGGAAAUUUGACAUGAAAGGAUAAGCUGUGAAAGCUUGUUAGGAAGCUACCGUUUCUUAUUGAAAAACUAGAUUCAAUUAUUAUCAGUGUUCUCGCUUGUCAUCAAAUAUGAUGCAGAUGAUGAAUGGUGGUAAGCUCAGAAUUAAGCGAACUCUUUGUUCGGUGUCUCCAACUUUGUCUGUUAAAUACCAACUGCUUGUCAUCUUUUCUAAAUUCAAUAUGUUCUGCUCAUAUUUAUGAACCAACUUUGUCUGUUAAAUACCAACUGCUUGUCAUCUUUUCUAAAUUCAAUAUGUUCUGCUCAUAUUUAUGAACCUUUGAAAUUCUUGUGCACCGAAAAUUAACAUAUUUGUAUUGGUAGCUGCAGCAAAAUAGAAUCUGAUUAAAUUUUAAAGCAAGAUUAGAAAAGAAUUUUAUUCUCUGCUUUUUUUUUUUUCAGAUAUUGUUGUAGACACACUAGUUACUAGUUCCAUUAUUUAGGAAGAUUGUGAAUUUAUCAAUCCAUUAUCUUUGCAUUAAAUUUCAUUUUUCAUUAUCAUCAGUGUUCUCGCUUGCAAUAUUUCCCAUUUAUGCUUUGCUUGAAAGCUUGUUAGGAAGCUACCGUUUCUUAUUGAAAAACUAGAUUCAAUUAUUAUGGCCCAUGAAAAAGUACAAAUUUGACACAAAAUGUAGUAUAUGGUUUGUAUAUAACCUUCAGCAUGUUUCAGCAUCUUUCGUAGUAAAAUAUAGAUCCAUCUUGUAACUUACUCGGAAUGUCUCAGAUUAUGUAGCUCUUGUUUUCAUAGUUCAAAAAAGCUACGCAUGAUUUGUGUUUGGCAAAGUUCACCGGUGGUGUCAGAUUCUUGUUUGGUUGUCCAUUUGCGAUGCCAUCAUAGCAAGGGAUCAAAGGACAGGCUGUUGCGUUUCUGGCCCUAGUCCAAGAUGCAUCGAUGAGGGAGCAUGCGGAAGUCGGUCCAUGUGAAGUGGGACCUCAUGGAAACCAUCAGCAGCUUCUUUGAUCCCAAUUGGAUACAAUCUUGGAUAUCAUCGUCGCUGCAGUCCGAAGAAGGAAACCAUCAGUUUGAACUAAGUGGGAGGACAGGAACUUGGAGACUGACUCUACUUUUUCCGGAUUCAACAGCUACUACGAACUCCAAUUCAUCAUGCAGUCUCGUCAUCAUCAUCAUCAUCAUCAUGAUGCACCAUAUUCACAUUGAUCGGAGAGCAAGUGAUCUCAGCUGCCUAAUGUUUAUAAUGGAUUGGGCAUUUGCCUUUGGAAAUUCUUGCUUACGCUGGAACACGAAGCUAAUGCUCUGCUGGAAAGUCGAAUACUUGGAUGUUUCUGCAUUGUGUCAUGAAUCAGAAAGAGGAAAUUAGCAUCCAUGACCGGGACAGUGAUAAACCUGGAGCAUAAUACUUAUAUAUGACUAGUGGUGGGAUCGAUCCGAGUGACAUUUGAACCUUGAGAAGGCCAUCGUUGUUGUUAGUUGUGACUCUGUCUGUACAUGGAUACACCUCCUCGGAGGACAUGGAAAUUUGACAUGAAAGGAUAAGCUGUGAAAGCUUGUUAGGAAGCUACCGUUUCUUAUUGAAAAACUAGAUUCAAUUAUUAUCAGUGUUCUCGCUUGUCAUCAAAUAUGAUGCAGAUGAUGAAUGGUGGUAAGCUCAGAAUUAAGCGAACUCUUUGUUCGGUGUCUCCAACUUUGUCUGUUAAAUACCAACUGCUUGUCAUCUUUUCUAAAUUCAAUAUGUUCUGCUCAUAUUUAUGAACCAACUUUGUCUGUUAAAUACCAACUGCUUGUCAUCUUUUCUAAAUUCAAUAUGUUCUGCUCAUAUUUAUGAACCUUUGAAAUUCUUGUGCACCGAAAAUUAACAUAUUUGUAUUGGUAGCUGCAGCAAAAUAGAAUCUGAUUAAAUUUUAAAGCAAGAUUAGAAAAGAAUUUUAUUCUCUGCUUUUUUUUUUUUCAGAUAUUGUUGUAGACACACUAGUUACUAGUUCCAUUAUUUAGGAAGAUUGUGAAUUUAUCAAUCCAUUAUCUUUGCAUUAAAUUUCAUUUUUCAUUAUCAUCAGUGUUCUCGCUUGCAAUAUUUCCCAUUUAUGCUUUGCUUGAAAGCUUGUUAGGAAGCUACCGUUUCUUAUUGAAAAACUAGAUUCAAUUAUUAUGGCCCAUGAAAAAGUACAAAUUUGACACAAAAUGUAGUAUAUGGUUUGUAUAUAACCUUCAGCAUGUUUCAGCAUCUUUCGUAGUAAAAUAUAGAUCCAUCUUGUAACUUACUCGGAAUGUCUCAGAUUAUGUAGCUCUUGUUUUCAUAGUUCAAAAAAGCUACGCAUGAUUUGUGUUUGGCAAAGUUCACCGGUGGUGUCAGAUUCUUGUUUGGUUGUCCAUUUGCGAUGCCAUCAUAGCAAGGGAUCAAAGGACAGGCUGUUGCGUUUCUGGCCCUAGUCCAAGAUGCAUCGAUGAGGGAGCAUGCGGAAGUCGGUCCAUGUGAAGUGGGACCUCAUGGAAACCAUCAGCAGCUUCUUUGAUCCCAAUUGGAUACAAUCUUGGAUAUCAUCGUCGCUGCAGUCCGAAGAAGGAAACCAUCAGUUUGAACUAAGUGGGAGGACAGGAACUUGGAGACUGACUCUACUUUUUCCGGAUUCAACAGCUACUACGAACUCCAAUUCAUCAUGCAGUCUCGUCAUCAUCAUCAUCAUCAUCAUGAUGCACCAUAUUCACAUUGAUCGGAGAGCAAGUGAUCUCAGCUGCCUAAUGUUUAUAAUGGAUUGGGCAUUUGCCUUUGGAAAUUCUUGCUUACGCUGGAACACGAAGCUAAUGCUCUGCUGGAAAGUCGAAUACUUGGAUGUUUCUGCAUUGUGUCAUGAAUCAGAAAGAGGAAAUUAGCAUCCAUGACCGGGACAGUGAUAAACCUGGAGCAUAAUACUUAUAUAUGACUAGUGGUGGGAUCGAUCCGAGUGACAUUUGAACCUUGAGAAGGCCAUCGUUGUUGUUAGUUGUGACUCUGUCUGUACAUGGAUACACCUCCUCGGAGGACAUGGAAAUUUGACAUGAAAGGAUAAGCUGUGAAAGCUUGUUAGGAAGCUACCGUUUCUUAUUGAAAAACUAGAUUCAAUUAUUAUCAGUGUUCUCGCUUGUCAUCAAAUAUGAUGCAGAUGAUGAAUGGUGGUAAGCUCAGAAUUAAGCGAACUCUUUGUUCGGUGUCUCCAACUUUGUCUGUUAAAUACCAACUGCUUGUCAUCUUUUCUAAAUUCAAUAUGUUCUGCUCAUAUUUAUGAACCAACUUUGUCUGUUAAAUACCAACUGCUUGUCAUCUUUUCUAAAUUCAAUAUGUUCUGCUCAUAUUUAUGAACCUUUGAAAUUCUUGUGCACCGAAAAUUAACAUAUUUGUAUUGGUAGCUGCAGCAAAAUAGAAUCUGAUUAAAUUUUAAAGCAAGAUUAGAAAAGAAUUUUAUUCUCUGCUUUUUUUUUUUUCAGAUAUUGUUGUAGACACACUAGUUACUAGUUCCAUUAUUUAGGAAGAUUGUGAAUUUAUCAAUCCAUUAUCUUUGCAUUAAAUUUCAUUUUUCAUUAUCAUCAGUGUUCUCGCUUGCAAUAUUUCCCAUUUAUGCUUUGCUUGAAAGCUUGUUAGGAAGCUACCGUUUCUUAUUGAAAAACUAGAUUCAAUUAUUAUGGCCCAUGAAAAAGUACAAAUUUGACACAAAAUGUAGUAUAUGGUUUGUAUAUAACCUUCAGCAUGUUUCAGCAUCUUUCGUAGUAAAAUAUAGAUCCAUCUUGUAACUUACUCGGAAUGUCUCAGAUUAUGUAGCUCUUGUUUUCAUAGUUCAAAAAAGCUACGCAUGAUUUGUGUUUGGCAAAGUUCACCGGUGGUGUCAGAUUCUUGUUUGGUUGUCCAUUUGCGAUGCCAUCAUAGCAAGGGAUCAAAGGACAGGCUGUUGCGUUUCUGGCCCUAGUCCAAGAUGCAUCGAUGAGGGAGCAUGCGGAAGUCGGUCCAUGUGAAGUGGGACCUCAUGGAAACCAUCAGCAGCUUCUUUGAUCCCAAUUGGAUACAAUCUUGGAUAUCAUCGUCGCUGCAGUCCGAAGAAGGAAACCAUCAGUUUGAACUAAGUGGGAGGACAGGAACUUGGAGACUGACUCUACUUUUUCCGGAUUCAACAGCUACUACGAACUCCAAUUCAUCAUGCAGUCUCGUCAUCAUCAUCAUCAUCAUCAUGAUGCACCAUAUUCACAUUGAUCGGAGAGCAAGUGAUCUCAGCUGCCUAAUGUUUAUAAUGGAUUGGGCAUUUGCCUUUGGAAAUUCUUGCUUACGCUGGAACACGAAGCUAAUGCUCUGCUGGAAAGUCGAAUACUUGGAUGUUUCUGCAUUGUGUCAUGAAUCAGAAAGAGGAAAUUAGCAUCCAUGACCGGGACAGUGAUAAACCUGGAGCAUAAUACUUAUAUAUGACUAGUGGUGGGAUCGAUCCGAGUGACAUUUGAACCUUGAGAAGGCCAUCGUUGUUGUUAGUUGUGACUCUGUCUGUACAUGGAUACACCUCCUCGGAGGACAUGGAAAUUUGACAUGAAAGGAUAAGCUGUGAAAGCUUGUUAGGAAGCUACCGUUUCUUAUUGAAAAACUAGAUUCAAUUAUUAUCAGUGUUCUCGCUUGUCAUCAAAUAUGAUGCAGAUGAUGAAUGGUGGUAAGCUCAGAAUUAAGCGAACUCUUUGUUCGGUGUCUCCAACUUUGUCUGUUAAAUACCAACUGCUUGUCAUCUUUUCUAAAUUCAAUAUGUUCUGCUCAUAUUUAUGAACCAACUUUGUCUGUUAAAUACCAACUGCUUGUCAUCUUUUCUAAAUUCAAUAUGUUCUGCUCAUAUUUAUGAACCUUUGAAAUUCUUGUGCACCGAAAAUUAACAUAUUUGUAUUGGUAGCUGCAGCAAAAUAGAAUCUGAUUAAAUUUUAAAGCAAGAUUAGAAAAGAAUUUUAUUCUCUGCUUUUUUUUUUUUCAGAUAUUGUUGUAGACACACUAGUUACUAGUUCCAUUAUUUAGGAAGAUUGUGAAUUUAUCAAUCCAUUAUCUUUGCAUUAAAUUUCAUUUUUCAUUAUCAUCAGUGUUCUCGCUUGCAAUAUUUCCCAUUUAUGCUUUGCUUGAAAGCUUGUUAGGAAGCUACCGUUUCUUAUUGAAAAACUAGAUUCAAUUAUUAUGGCCCAUGAAAAAGUACAAAUUUGACACAAAAUGUAGUAUAUGGUUUGUAUAUAACCUUCAGCAUGUUUCAGCAUCUUUCGUAGUAAAAUAUAGAUCCAUCUUGUAACUUACUCGGAAUGUCUCAGAUUAUGUAGCUCUUGUUUUCAUAGUUCAAAAAAGCUACGCAUGAUUUGUGUUUGGCAAAGUUCACCGGUGGUGUCAGAUUCUUGUUUGGUUGUCCAUUUGCGAUGCCAUCAUAGCAAGGGAUCAAAGGACAGGCUGUUGCGUUUCUGGCCCUAGUCCAAGAUGCAUCGAUGAGGGAGCAUGCGGAAGUCGGUCCAUGUGAAGUGGGACCUCAUGGAAACCAUCAGCAGCUUCUUUGAUCCCAAUUGGAUACAAUCUUGGAUAUCAUCGUCGCUGCAGUCCGAAGAAGGAAACCAUCAGUUUGAACUAAGUGGGAGGACAGGAACUUGGAGACUGACUCUACUUUUUCCGGAUUCAACAGCUACUACGAACUCCAAUUCAUCAUGCAGUCUCGUCAUCAUCAUCAUCAUCAUCAUGAUGCACCAUAUUCACAUUGAUCGGAGAGCAAGUGAUCUCAGCUGCCUAAUGUUUAUAAUGGAUUGGGCAUUUGCCUUUGGAAAUUCUUGCUUACGCUGGAACACGAAGCUAAUGCUCUGCUGGAAAGUCGAAUACUUGGAUGUUUCUGCAUUGUGUCAUGAAUCAGAAAGAGGAAAUUAGCAUCCAUGACCGGGACAGUGAUAAACCUGGAGCAUAAUACUUAUAUAUGACUAGUGGUGGGAUCGAUCCGAGUGACAUUUGAACCUUGAGAAGGCCAUCGUUGUUGUUAGUUGUGACUCUGUCUGUACAUGGAUACACCUCCUCGGAGGACAUGGAAAUUUGACAUGAAAGGAUAAGCUGUGAAAGCUUGUUAGGAAGCUACCGUUUCUUAUUGAAAAACUAGAUUCAAUUAUUAUCAGUGUUCUCGCUUGUCAUCAAAUAUGAUGCAGAUGAUGAAUGGUGGUAAGCUCAGAAUUAAGCGAACUCUUUGUUCGGUGUCUCCAACUUUGUCUGUUAAAUACCAACUGCUUGUCAUCUUUUCUAAAUUCAAUAUGUUCUGCUCAUAUUUAUGAACCAA